Trametes versicolor FP-101664 SS1 is the source of this 1698-nucleotide messenger RNA. RefSeq lists its product as uncharacterized. The transcript has 2 exons. NCBI's taxonomy places the organism in Eukaryota, Fungi, Basidiomycota, Agaricomycetes, Polyporales, Polyporaceae. The coding region runs from base 1 to 1698 and encodes 565 amino acids. The record is from RefSeq and is a predicted model, not a curated record.
AUGCCACCAGAGGUGCUGAUGCAAAUCUUCGAGGAGGUGGCUUUGUGUAUCCCGUUCGAUUUUGAAGACUUGCACCGCCCAGUCGCCGGAAUGGUGCAAGAGCUAUCCUCGCUAGUCUCCGUGUGUCGCUACUGGCGGCAGGUCUCCUUUGGCUGUGCACGCCUAUGGAGCCACAUCCCCGCGAUUCCAGACACUCCCGACUGCGUCUACUCUAAGCUCGUCACUCCGUUCUUACUACGCUCCGGAUCAAUGCCCUUGCGGAUGUCUGUCACCCUCCUGGAAGGUGACAAUUCAAGCAUGGCCACUGCCACGGCGCUGUUGCAAAACUACGCUCAUCGCAUGCAACAGCUUUACCUCGUAUACACAGACAACCGCACCAAUGAUCUCUCGGCCUCGAAGUUGCUUGAAGCCAUUUCCCACCCUGCUCCCCUCCUCGAAUGCCUUGUCAUUGCCAUAUCUGAUAGGACCCGGUUUCACCCAUAUUCCUCAAUGCCCGUCCUAUUCGCGGGCGGGAUGGCCAACGUUCGCGCACUAGCUCUGCACGCUCCGCGCUCGUUCUUCCCGGCGAAUAAUUUGGGAAAGCUUAUGCACGUCCGGCUCUCCUUCCCCCACCUUCAUCUGGAUGAGAAACACCUAAUCGAAUUUCUGCGCAACGCGCCGCAGAUAGAGACUCUGUGGAUAGCGAGCACGGGAACGUUUGACUUCCACCAACUGUCUCCAGAUUUACUUCAAUCCGUUCGACUGUGCCGCCUGCACACCACAUCGCUGACUUUGGAUCCUUACUCCGCGUUCAAGUUGCUGUCUUAUCUCGACGCACCCUCUUGCACCAAGUUGCACCUUCCUAGUCUGUCCGUCCCCCUCACACUAAUGGGUCACGACGGACUCUACUAUCCUGUCGCGUUCCACCGCCGCCUCCUAGAGGGCCUAUCCCGUUUCACUUCGACCUUCCAUGUAACAUCUCUAGACAUCAUGGAUUACCGGGACAAGCAACACGACGUCGACUGCAGCGGGACCCACAAGGGUGGCCACUACAUCAUCGCCGACGGGCAACGAUGCGGCCUCUGGAUGAUGCUGGACCCACCAAUGGCCCCCCGUCUACGUAUACAACCGUUGCCCAAUCACCGGCUCCAAGCCCUCCAGCAGUCGCUCCCACUCCGCAACAUCACCACCGCGCGGCUCGCCUUCUCCGGCGCCCAUAUUGUAUUGCUGGCCUCCAUGGUGGCCAGUCUGCCUGCGCUCACGACGCUUGUAAUCCGCUUCCCGUGGGUGCAGGCAGGGGCGCGCGAGCCCGCGCUCGCGGCCGUCGCGGAGGCCUUGCAAUUGGGGGCGGCGGAGGGCAUGGAUGGAUGUGCGGUACCGAUCCCAGCGCCCCACCUCGUUUCCCUAGCCAUCGAGUUUCCCGUCGCUGUCUCCAUCGGCGAGUUGGACGCCCUCGUCCGCGUAACUGCCGCACGCGUACGAGCGGGAUACCCCCUGCAGGAGCUUGUGGUCUGCGCGCCCGAGCUUAGCGAGGAGGAGCUGCAGCCUUUUCGAGCGCACGUCGCGGCCGUACGACUCGAGGGCACCGCCGGGGCGUUGUGGCCUUUGCGCGUGGACGAUAGGUGGAGGAUCAAGAACGACUAUUGGGCGAUGUACGAGAGUGAUAUGUUCGAGCAAUUCCCGUCGCGUUGGUGCGACAAUGUUGCCUCCCAGGGAUAA